Molecule: messenger RNA, 3605 nt
Organism: Ceratitis capitata (Mediterranean fruit fly)
Lineage: Eukaryota; Metazoa; Arthropoda; Insecta; Diptera; Tephritidae
Gene: PolD1
Product: DNA polymerase delta catalytic subunit
Exons: 5
Coding region: 138-3434 (1098 amino acids)
Biological process (GO): DNA replication proofreading; DNA-templated DNA replication; nucleotide-excision repair, DNA gap filling
Cellular component (GO): delta DNA polymerase complex
Molecular function (GO): DNA-directed DNA polymerase activity; nucleotide binding; DNA binding
Source: RefSeq, a predicted model, not a curated record
UAAAAUCAACAAUUCUAGAGAAACCAAGGCGCGAAAUCCAAUAGAACACAUUUAAAUGGUUUGAGAAGAUUUGUUUAGUGUAAAAUUUUAUUUUUUGCCUAUUACGCGAUACUAGUUUAAGUCAAAUAAAUAGUGAAAUGAGUGGGUUUUCAGGCAAAAGAAAGUUUCCUGAAAAUGGUAAUGCAGUUAAGAAUGGACAGGCGGCAGGCGGAAAACAACAAAAGAAAUGGAACGAUGAUGAUGAUGAUGAUUUUGAUGGUAUGGACUUCGAUUUUGCCGGCGAUGGUGAUGGUGAUGGAGAUGCUUUAUUAGGCGAAGGUCCAGAAAACCAACAAACCUCGGUUAAAUGGUCUCGUGUUGAUCCACCUGACUUAGAUCCAUCAAGUGAUGGGCUAACAUUUCAACAAAUAGAUGUCGAAAAUUACCUAGGUGAGCCACUACCAGGCAUGCCGGGCGCUCAAAUUGGUCCGGUACCAAUAAUUCGUAUGUUUGGUAUAACUAUGGAAGGUAACUCAGUUUGUUGUCAUGUACAUGGUUUCUGUCCCUAUUUCUAUAUUGCGGCGCCACGCAGCUUUGAGCGUAAACACUGCAAUGCGCUGCGAGAAGCACUAGAUAAAAAAGUAUUAGCAGAUAUGCGUAGCAACAAAAAUAAUGUACAGGAAGCUGUCUUGGAGGUACAACUCGUGGAGCGUCUCAAUAUUUACGGUUAUCAGGGAGAUGAGAAACAACGCUAUAUAAAAAUAACAGUAACAAUGCCUAAAUUGGUUGCGGCGUCUGUGCGUCUGAUGGCCAAUCAAAUUAUCAUGUCUGAUUUCGAUUUUCAAGAUUGUCGUGCAUUUGAAAGCAAUAUCGACUUCGAUAUACGCUUCAUGGUAGACACACAUGUGGUCGGCUGCAAUUGGAUUGAAUUACCAGCAGGUACAUGGCGUAUUCGUAAUAAGAACACUAAACCCUUACCAGAAUCGCGUUGUCAAAUUGAGGUUGAUGUGGCGUAUGAUAAAUUUAUAUCACACGAACCUGAAGGUGAAUGGGCAAAGGUAGCACCUUUUCGUAUAUUAUCAUUUGAUAUUGAAUGUGCCGGACGUAAAGGUAUUUUCCCAGAGGCCAAAAUGGAUCCAGUUAUACAGAUUGCCAAUAUGGUCAUACGACAAGGUGACCCAGAACCUUUCAUUAGAAAUGUGUUUACAUUAAAUAAUUGUGCCCCAAUUGUUGGCUCCCAAGUACUCUGUUUCCCUAAAGAAACUGACCUUUUAGAAGCUUGGUCCAGUUUUGUACGAGAAGUUGAUCCGGAUAUUUUAACAGGUUAUAAUAUCAAUAAUUUCGAUAUACCCUACUUGCUCAAUCGCGCUGCACAUUUGAAGGUGAAGAAUUUCGAGUAUCUUGGACGGAUACGUAAUAUUCGUUCAGUUAUCAAGGAACAGGUGCUACAAUCAAAGCAAAUGGGACGGCGUGAGAAUAAGUAUGUGAAUUUUGAAGGGCGCGUGCCUUUCGAUUUACUCUUUGUAUUAUUGCGUGAAUAUAAGCUUCGUUCCUAUACGCUCAAUGCUGUGAGCUACCAUUUCUUACAAGAACAAAAAGAAGAUGUACACCACAGUAUAAUCACGGACCUGCAGAAUGGUGAUGAACAAACACGACGCCGUCUGGCUAUGUACUGUCUAAAAGACGCCUACUUACCAUUACGCUUGCUCGACAAAUUGAUGUCGAUUGUAAAUUACAUGGAAAUGGCUAGGGUAACAGGUGUGCCACUAGAAUCGUUGCUCACAAGAGGACAACAGAUAAAGGUAUUGAGUCAGUUGUUGCGUGCAGCGCGCACUAAGGGUUUCAUCAUGCCUGCCUAUCAGUCUAAGGCCUCUGAAGAUCAAUACGAAGGUGCUACUGUGAUUGAACCCAAACGUGGUUACUACGCUGAUCCAAUAGCGACACUCGAUUUCGCCUCUCUAUAUCCCAGUAUCAUGAUUGCACAUAAUCUCUGCUAUACAACGUUGGUGCAACCAGGCAUGAAGGAACGUUUGAGUUUGACGGACGCACAGGUGGAACGUACACCAGCUAAUAAUACAUUCGUACGCUCAGAUGUACGCACGGGGCUGUUGCCAGAAAUUCUGCAAUCUCUAUUGGCAGCACGUAAGCGUGCCAAGAAUGACUUAAAGGUUGAAAAAGAUCCCUUCCGACGCAAAGUGCUCGAUGGUCGACAAUUGGCUUUAAAGAUUUCGGCGAAUUCAGUUUAUGGCUUCACUGGCGCACAAGUAGGCAAGCUGCCUUGUCUAGAGAUAUCGGGCAGUGUUACCGCUUACGGUCGCACAAUGAUUGAGCUGACCAAAAAUGAGGUUGAGCUACAUUAUAAAAUUGCCAACGGUUAUGAGAAUGAUGCAGUGGUUAUUUAUGGCGAUACAGAUUCAGUGAUGGUUAAUUUUGGUGUAAAAACUUUAGAGCGUGCUAUGGAACUGGGACGGGAGGCUGCAGAUAUUGUGAGCGCAAAGUUUGUACGCCCCAUCAAAUUGGAAUUCGAAAAAGUCUACUAUCCUUAUUUGCUAAUUAAUAAGAAACGUUAUGCGGGUUUGUAUUUCACGCGUCCUGAAACGUACGAUAAAAUGGAUUGCAAGGGUAUUGAAACAGUACGUCGCGACAACUCACCGCUCGUUGCGAAUCUCAUGAAUACUUGCCUACAAAAGUUGCUUAUCGAAAGAAAUCCCGACGGCGCUGUUGACUAUGCGAAGCGGGUUAUAGCCGAUUUACUCUGCAAUCGUGUUGAUAUAUCCCAACUGGUGAUUACCAAAGAGCUGGCAAAGACUGAUUACGCUGCGAAGCAAGCGCAUGUGGAGUUAGCGAAUAAAAUGAAGAAACGUGAUCCAGGCACAGCGCCCAAGUUGGGUGAUCGCGUGCCAUACGUUAUAUGCGCAGCCGCGAAAAAUACGCCAGCUUAUAUGAAAGCAGAAGAUCCACUUUAUGUGCUCGAGAAUUGUGUGCCCAUCGACGCGAACUACUAUCUGGAACAACAACUGUCCAAGCCUUUAUUGCGUAUAUUUGAGCCACUACUCGGUGAUCGGGCAGAAUCCAUUCUUUUGAAGGGUGAACACACGCGCACACGUUCUGUGGUCACUUCGAAAGUUGGUGGUCUUGCUGGUUUUAUGACCAAAAAGUCCUCCUGCCUUGGCUGUCGCGCUUUGAUGCCGGCUGGUUAUGAAAAGGCCGCACUGUGUCCACAUUGCGAGCCACGCAUGAGUGAAUUAUAUCAGCGUGAAAUUAUAGCAAAGCGCUCUUUGGAAGAGACCUUCGAUCGCUUAUGGACCGAAUGUCAACGUUGUCAGGGUUCACUGCAUGAAGAGGUUUUAUGCUCGAAUCGCGAUUGCCCAAUUUUCUAUAUGCGUCAAAAGAUACGCAUGGAUUUGGAUACACAAGAGAAGCGCGUACAACGUUUCGGUGCGCCCGACUGGUGAUGGAUUGUAUCAUUUUAUUGCAUGACUAUUACGUGUGUGCCUAGAACUUAAUAACCUAUUAAGUUUGGCUAAUGAAAUAUUUAUAUUUUGUUUCAAUAACUGAUCAAAGAAUGCCGAUUUGUUAUUUGGUUUGUCUAAAUAAAUUUUUUUAAUUGUCUAAAAAAAUUUUAA